AUGUUAGCAGACCAUUUUCAAUUUACGCACUUUUCUGUAGAUGCCAACAAAUCCGCCCUCUCCGUCCUUUCCAACUCUGAUGGCACUCGGAAGGUCAAGCACUACCGGAUUACAAAAGACACAGCCAAAAAUGAACUCAAGAUUUCUUCCUCAAAGUCUUUCCUCUCUCUCGACCAGUUAUUACGGUAUUACAAAGAAGAAGUCAACGGACACCGCCGCCUCCUCUCCCACCCAUUGCCGAAACCCCCACCGCCAGCUUUGCAGGCUCGCGAAUUUUCAAUAAAUCGCAGUCAAGUGGAGUUAGGCAGCCGGAUUGACAGAGGCAGUUUCGGUCGGACCUAUAUGGCUACCUAUCGAUCCUGUGAGGUCAUUGCAAAACGUGCCAGUUCUAGUAUAUGUCGACAAACUCUACUGGAGGUGGCAGAAGCAAUGGACUACCUCGAAAAUGCUCGGAGCUUUCAUGGCGAUCUGCGUGCCGCAAACGUCUUCUUCACUGCCGACUUCACUGUGAAGGUCGGAAAUUUCGGUCUGAACAAAAUACUCAACGAUAAUGAGACCAACAAGCAGAGUCGAAUGUACACGCUUAGGUGGGCCGCGCCAGAAACAGUCAAAACAGGCUACGUCUGCUCAAUAAAGGCUGAUGUUUGGUCCUUCGGAGUCCUGGCAUUUGAAGUUUUUACGUUCGCCUCGGAGCCCUAUGCCGAGAAUUUGUUUUUUAUGCUUCGGGAACGUUUUAUGCGUGACAACAGUAUCGGUGAUGUGAUUAAGGCGCCAUCGAAGGCCUCUCGUUAG
Messenger RNA from Dibothriocephalus latus, 792 nucleotides. The record is from the annotation of a GenBank genome assembly. Lineage: Eukaryota; Metazoa; Platyhelminthes; Cestoda; Diphyllobothriidea; Diphyllobothriidae.